This is a messenger RNA of Oppia nitens, 3671 nucleotides long. Its product is annotated as dual specificity protein kinase splA-like. The record is from RefSeq and is a predicted model, not a curated record. The transcript is spliced from 7 exons. Gene Ontology annotation, cellular component: nucleus. Gene Ontology annotation, biological process: regulation of transcription by RNA polymerase II. Bases 54 to 3455 code for a protein of 1133 amino acids. Gene Ontology annotation, molecular function: RNA polymerase II cis-regulatory region sequence-specific DNA binding; DNA-binding transcription factor activity, RNA polymerase II-specific. NCBI's taxonomy places the organism in Eukaryota, Metazoa, Arthropoda, Arachnida, Sarcoptiformes, Oppiidae.
AGUCAAAGACUUUAUUAUAAGUCAAAAGUCAUCGUUUGUGUGAUUUGUCAUAAAUGGAAUCUUCAUCCCCAGUGGUUCCGCAAUUGGCGCCUACAGUCACCGGUUCCACAUCUGAUUUGACCACAACAAGUAUGGGUCCGAGUCCUGGUCAACAGCAACUAACCGAAACUGCGACCAACUCUGCAGUCAUCGAAAUCAAUACAAGUAUCGGUGCUGUCAAUGAUCCCUACAAUAGUCUCAAUUGCGAAACAACAAACACAAUGAAUAUAUUUAAUCAAAAUCAGACUCAACUAUUAAAUUCAUUGAUUGCGGACAACAAUUAUAAACCCCAAAGUGAAACAAAUACAUUCAUUGAUAGGCCGCCCACUGAACUCACGUUUUCCGAUCUGACACCUCCUGUACCAAACGUAUCGUCUCUGGAAUCUAAUCUACAAGUUUUAGGAUCAGUUGCCGGCGAUCCAUCUCAACCUACAUUUGAUGGUGUGUCAGGUGCUGUACCGGCUGAGCAAACUGUGCAACAGAUGACAUCGAUAAACACUGAAUCGCCACAAAUUGAGAUACCUAUUACUGAGACGAUUAUACCAUCGAUUGCUCCAAACAAUGAUAUCCAACAAUCAUCAGCAGCACAGCACCAACUAAUGGAUUCAGUUAAUGAUAGUCAAUAUUCAAAUAUAUUUCAGCCGGUAAUCAAUGGUCCGUCUGGAUCUGCACCACAAACACCGGCCGCUUCUCCUAUAGAAGUGAAUGAACCGCAACAGUCAGUGAUCAAUACGUCCAAUAGUGCUGUUAAUCAGAUGACCAAUCUUUCUUCAUUUGGUUCAAACAGCACUAAUACUACUAAUAAUUUUGUCAAUACAACUGUUUCUACUGAUCUAUUUAAUGUGCCCAUGAAUUCAAUGGUUCCAGUUUUGAACAACAACAACAACAACACUGUAGUGUCUCAAAGGCCCACCGAUGGUCCGCUACCAGCAUUAGGUUUAGAACGGGCACUACAAGAGCAACUUCUUGACGCCAUUCCACCUCCAAGUGUUAACUUUCCUCCCGGUCCAGUGCCAAUGGAUGAAAAAGGCAUACCAUCAGCUCUACCAGGAGAAUUCCCUCUAAGUCUGCUUCCCGUUGAAGAAGAUAAAACUGGUGGCAUUGGAUUAGUAUCCGUAUCGUUGGACAAGAUUGAGGCCACCAUUAAUAUGAACAGCAAGUCAUCGGCUACCGUGACAAACGCUGUUGCAUUGUCUCAAUCACAGGUCAACAUCAUUCACUCAUUACAACAUCCCAUACCAGCCCAACAACAGUCCAUUGCUAUCACUGCGACCACUAAUUGCUUAGAUAAUAGACCACAACAACAACAGGGGUUUAAUCUUAAUUAUACCAAUCAACUUACUGUUGCUACCACUCCAUUAGUGGAUCAGACGGUAUAUUCUUCGACCACUAUUGACGUUCAACCAUCAUCGACAUCAAUACAGACAUCUCAAGACCAACAACAACCGAUAGUCACACCUCAUUCACAAUCAAUGCCACAAAAUAUUGAAGCAUUACAACCACUUCAGCCUCAACAACACCAACAACAACAACCAUCCCAACAGAUUCUUACACCUGAAUCCACAGUACAACAAGCAGUUGUGAGCACUUCUUUGGGUAACGUUCCUGAAGUUCAGUUACCUCCAGCACCUGCACCACCAUCAGCUACAUCAAUAACGGUAUUUGAGUCGUCGCCCAACGAUUUAAUGCCCGAAAUGGUAUCUCAAAAUCAAUUAUCAAAUGGUUUGCCACCACCACCACCACUACAACCCGUUCAAAAUAUCAAUCAAACUGUUCUCACACCGAUGACAGAGAUGAACACAUUAACUAAUUUGGUGCCCGUUGUAGAGCCCACCGAUCCAUCCAUACAUCUACAACAACAACGACAUCAACAACAAUCUUGUAGUCAACCGCUAUCUAUAGUCAUUAAAAGCGAACCACAAUCUUAUAACGAGCAACAAGUUGUUGUCAACAACACCACAAUCAGCAACAAUAACAACAACAAUAAUAACAAUAAUAAUACUUCUGAACAAUUGCUCGGUAUUAGUAAAGUUAAUGAUAACAAUAACAAUCCGAUUCUUAACAAUCGCGAAAGCAAACCAUUAAAUAUGUUGAACAAUGCCCGGACACAGGCGAUGGCCAACAGUCAAGUGAGAAGUUUCCCACUAUGUGUCAUAUCAGCUACACCGACAACAUUUUCUGCGUCCAAAAGUAACACAUCUUUCGGUGCUCAUAAUCUACCACUGCCUCCCAAAAAGGCAAAGUUGACUGUGUCUGGUGUGCCUCAAGCUGUUGUGUCGCUCUCGUCGAAAGCGCCUCAGAUGUCGGCCGUCCCGUCCACUGCUAUGAUAUAUGAUCUGCCACUCCAUCAGACACAACAUCCUUUUACAACUGCGACCACUUUUAGAGUACAACCAGAACUGACACAGACCUCAAAAUUACAGCACAAUAUGACGCCAACAUUUACUACUGUGGCUCCAAUUUUAUUGUCAGGUCUGACACUUGAUGGACCUCUAUCUCUGGUCAAAAGUGAAGACAAGAUGCGUCAGUUAGCGGCCACCACUUCAAUAGCCAAUCAUCCCGACUAUCCGGCCAUCUCUGGUCUUUUGUCAUUUAUUAAUCCAAUACAUAGACAAACCAAUUCAUCGGUGACCACAUGUAUUGAAACUCCUCUAUCACUUAAUGUUAAGUCCAAUUUAACUUCGGCGCCUAUAGUGGCCAAUUCAUUAAUUCACAGCCAUUCAGUGGCUCACACGUCACACGUGCCUUCAUUGACUCGUCCAUCACAACAUCACAAUCAAAGCAUAACAUCUGCCACAAUAGUGUCCACAUCUCCAACUGCCGUACCCGUGUCGGUAGUGACCAGUGUUGCCGACCAGACCAGAGGGGCUCUUCAACAGAGAAUUAAAUCUAUUGGUCAAUCAAAUAACAAAAAUAGAGUUAAUUUAGAGAACACAAGCGGAUCCUCAGGAAUGAAGCUUCAAUUGGCACCAUUACUAUCUGGAGAUCCGGCCAAACCAUUUCAAUGUUCAUUGUGUGGCAAACAUUUGGCCUCAAAGAAUGUCUAUCAAUUACAUCUGCGCUCUCAUUCCGGCGAAAAGCCAUUUACUUGUAAUUUAUGCGGUCAUUCGUUCUCACAAAAGACAUCACUCACUAGACAUAUGAGGUCACACACUGGUGAACGUCCUUUUCCCUGUCAGAUUUGUGGAAAAAGGUUUGCCGAUAAAGAAAGGAUUAAAAUUCAUAUGCGGACGCAUACCGGCGAAAAACCAUUUUCGUGUGAAGUUUGCGGUAAACAGUUUUCACAGAAGUCGACAGUUAAACGCCAUAUGUCUGUUCAUACGGGAGAGAAACCCUACAAAUGUGAGGCCUGUGGUAAAGGGUUUGCCAAUCGGGGGAAUCUGACGGCACACACAAAGACACAUUCAAAUUCUUAACAAUCACUUUGAAGUGAUCUCUAUAUUUGAUGUGAUGUUUAUAUUAUUGAUUUGUCUUAUCAUUUGUUUAAUUAAUGUGAAGGUUUGAGUUUUGUUUGUUAUAAUUAAAAGUGACCUCAAAAUUUUUUUAUUAUUAUUAUUAAGUUAACAAUGAUUAUAUAUACCGGUAUUAAUUACGAUAGUUUUUUUUGGAAAUUUAAUUAUUAUUUUUUAUAA